CACGAAUCAAAUAAAUAAGGCCCAUACUAGCCAGAAUGUUGGACCAGCCUAGCAUGAUUCACAAGAACUAUCUUAAUCGGGCCCGCCCUUCAACCGACUCAUUGACCAUUGUCAUUAAAAUCGGAACCUCAUCCAUAUGCGACGAAAAGACUCAUUUCCCUUUACUCUCGAAUUUAUCCAUGAUUGUCGAAACCAUUCUUCAACUGAAGGCUCGCGGUCAUAGAGUCGUACUUGUGACCAGCGCUGCCGUCGGUACCGGACUUCGACGCUUGAACAUCGACGUUAAGCCAAAGAAAUUGGCUGCGAUACAGGCUAUCGCAGCUGUCGGCCAGGGUCGCUUGAUGAGUCUGUACGAUGAUCUCUUUGGUCAGUUCAAUCAACCUAUCGCCCAAAUUCUCUUGACCAAGAACGAUCUUGCCGAUCGAUCCCAAUACCUCAAUGCUGUCAACUGCUUCGAGGAAUUGCUUGACAUGGGCGUCGUACCUGUAGUCAAUGAAAACGACACUAUUUGUAGUUCGGAAAUUCGAUUUGGCGAUAACGACACCUUAUCUGCCAUUGCCGCCGGCAUGGUCAAAGCUGACUACUUGUUUUUAAUGACGGAUGUGGACUGCUUGUAUACCGAUAAUCCUCGAACAAACCCUCUUGCGAAACCUGUAUGGCAAUGCGAUGACAUUCAGGCACUUCGAGAACAGAUUGUAGUCAGCGCUCCUGGUACCUCUUUGGGCACAGGCGGUAUGGUGACUAAACUCAUUGCGGCGGAAUUAGCGACAGCAGCGGGUGUUACGACCGUCAUUGCCCGAGGCUCCACCCCUCAAAAUAUACUCAAAAUCCUUUCUGAUACGGAACAAAACGAUCUCCCAUUACAUACCCGAUUCACCGCCAAAGACAAUCCUCUCGUCGAUAGAAAAUGGUGGAUUUUGCACGGCCUCAAAUCCAUCGGCAAAAUAUACGUUGACCACGGUGCGUAUCGUGCUCUCGUAGCGAAACAACGGUCCAGUCUGUUCGCAGCUGGCAUUGUUAAAGUGGAAGGCGACUUUGUUGCUCAACAGUCGGCUUUGAUCCUGUAUGAGCGAAAAGAUGCAGCUGGAGCAAUAAUUGAGGUGGUUGAAAUCGGCAAAGGCUUGGUCAACUACUCCUGUACAGAGAUUGGACGAAUCAUGGGUUGCAAAAGCGCUGACAUCCCUGAAAUUCUCGGCUACAUAGAAUCGGACUGUAUCGUUAAUAGAGAGAACCUUGUGAUUACAGCACUGAGAGAGGCGUAGAACGCCUCGCAACAUUGCAGCUAUUUAUUAAAGGUCAAAUCAUCAUAGAAUAAUCUACACCGCGAAUUAUGCAGUUCCGUCCCAAAC
This is a messenger RNA of Umbelopsis ramanniana AG, 1349 nucleotides long. RefSeq lists its product as uncharacterized. Gene Ontology annotation, molecular function: RNA binding; ATP binding; glutamate 5-kinase activity. Bases 36 to 1262 code for a protein of 408 amino acids. The record is from RefSeq and is a predicted model, not a curated record. Lineage: Eukaryota; Fungi; Mucoromycota; Umbelopsidomycetes; Umbelopsidales; Umbelopsidaceae. The transcript is spliced from 5 exons. Gene Ontology annotation, cellular component: cytosol; cytoplasm.